This is a messenger RNA of Dovyalis caffra, 306 nucleotides long. Lineage: Eukaryota; Viridiplantae; Streptophyta; Magnoliopsida; Malpighiales; Salicaceae. The record is from the annotation of a GenBank genome assembly.
AUGGAUGGGCCCAUAUACACUUUCAAUUAUAAUGCUGACAAAGGAAAAGCCAAGAAUGAUAAUAGUGUCCAGUGGAGCUGGUGCUCGGUAGAUGAUAGGGCUACACUGCCGGUGGUAAAUGAGACGCAACAAAUCUCAGCCUUUGGGCUCCACUUUCUACUUCUUUCUCUAACCGAUAUGGUGAAGCUACUUGUUGAAACAAAACACGACUAUGUAGAGUAUUCGGUUGGUGAUGUUCAACUUGUUAGAUAUUGUGUUCUUGGACUUAGUUGGUUUUUUAGGAGGGCUGGCUUUGAGGGAGAGUGA